Messenger RNA from Endocarpon pusillum Z07020, 738 nucleotides. RefSeq lists its product as uncharacterized. Bases 1 to 738 code for a protein of 245 amino acids. The record is from RefSeq and is a predicted model, not a curated record. Gene Ontology annotation, cellular component: endomembrane system; membrane. The transcript is spliced from 4 exons. Lineage: Eukaryota; Fungi; Ascomycota; Eurotiomycetes; Verrucariales; Verrucariaceae.
AUGUCAACAUCAUCGCCGGCCAUGCAGAAGCUGGUGGAUAAACAUCCCCUUCAGCGGCUUCGGUCACCGUCUCGAGGACUCUCUGCCCUUGUACAUUUUCUGGGUCUCUCAAGCUUUAUGUCCUCGUUUCAAUACCUCGUCGUACAUCCAAAUUACAUCAACGACUCCUACGGCUGGCACUUCCAGUACCUAACCAUCAUCGGCCUGACCCUCGCCACCGUCACCUUCCUCACCGCCUCCCUCGCCGACAUCACCAUGUCCCCGACCCUCUUCCUGACCAAAAACCUUCUCAGCAUGACCUCCGCCCCGCUCGAGGUCCUAAUCUCCACCCUCUACUGGUCGCUCCGGCUCAUCGACCCUGCCCUCGUCGUCCCGCCCGAACUCGAACUCCCCCUCUUACCCGAUCUGGGCUUUCACGCUGUCCCCUCAGCGCUUCUCGCUAUUGAUCUGUUGUUUUUGAGCCCGCCAUGGACGAUCACGGCGUUACCCGCCAUCGGCGUAAGUGGCGCCAUUGCAUUUGCGUAUUGGUUCUGGCUGGAGGUUUGUUAUGCCCGGAACGGGUUUUAUCCGUAUCCACUUUUUGCAAUUUUAAGUACGAGUCAGAGGGUGGGGUUGUUUUGUGGGAGUGCGUUGUUGAUGGCUGGAAUGACGGUUUGUUUGAAGCGGCUAUACGGCAGACUUAAUGGCUUUGGGGUUAGGGGUUCUGUGAGCGAGAGGCCGGGGAUGGUCAAGGGAUAA